Rotaria sordida is the source of this 1479-nucleotide messenger RNA. Lineage: Eukaryota; Metazoa; Rotifera; Eurotatoria; Philodinida; Philodinidae. The record is from the annotation of a GenBank genome assembly.
AUGUUUCUCAAAAUUAAACCAAAAACUCUUCCAGAAGAUCAUACUUCAUUGGCUCCUACGUACAACAACAUCGGUCAAAUGUAUUACAACAUGGGUGACUACUCGAAAGCGCUUGAAUUUUUCGAAAAAGCACAUCAAAUAAAAGAAAAAGCUCUGCCUCCAAAUCAUCCCGAGUUGGCUACUUACUACAACAACAUCGGUACAGUGUAUAACAACAUGGGUGACUACUCGGAAGCACUUGAAUUUUACGAAAAAGCACAUCAAAUCGACGAAAGAGCUCUGCCUCCGAAUCAUCCCGAUUUGGCUACUUCCUACAACAACAUCGGUCAAGUGUAUGACAACAUGGGUGACUACUCGAAAGCACUUGAAUUUUACGAAAAAGCACAUCAAAUCGACGAAAGAGCUCUGCCGCCGAAUCAUCCCAAUUUGGCUACUUCCUACAACAACAUCGGUGGAGUGUAUAACAAAAUGUGUGACUACUCGAAAGCACUUGAAUUUUACGAAAAAGCACAUCAAAUCUUCGAAAAAGCUCUGCCUCCGAAUCAUCCCAAUUUGGCUACUUCCCACAGCAACAUCGGUCAAGUGUAUAACAACAUGGGUGACUAUUUGAAAGUACUUGAAUUUUACGAAAAAUCACAUCAAAUCUUCGAAAAAGCUCUGCCUCCGAAUCAUCCCGAUUUGGCUACUUCCUACAACAACAUCGGUGGAGUGUAUAACGACAUGGGUGACUACUCGGAAGCACUUGAAUUUUAUGAAAAAGCACAUAAAAUAAAAGAAAAAGCUCUGCCUCCGAAUCAUUCCGGUUUGGCUACUUCCUACAAUAACAUGGGUACAGUGUAUUUCGACAUGGGUGACUACUCGAAAGCACUUGAAUAUUUAAAAAAAGCACAUCAAAUCUUCGAAAAUGCUCUGCCUCCGAAUCACCCUAUUCUGGCUCUUCCAUACAAAUGGUUCGGAAAGAUUUAUCGCAGCAUGAAAGAUUAUUCAAAAGCACUUGAUAAUUUCGAAAGAUGUCUCUCAAUACGUCAAAAAGCCUUACUUGAUAAUCAUCCAGAUCGAGCUACUACAUACAGUGAUAUUGGUGAUGUUCAUCGAUUAAUGAGUAAUUAUGAAAAGGCACUUGCAUUUCAUCAAAAAGCAUUAAAUAUUCAAGAAAAUGUUCACUGUAAUCUCCUGGAAUGUGCAACGACAUAUAUAAAUUUAGGUGAAACUUAUCGUGAAAUGAAAAAUUAUUCAACAGCAUUGACAUAUUUCGAAAAAGGAUUAGAAAUACGUGAAAAAAAAUUACCAAAAAAUCAUCCUGAUUUAGCUGUUGUAUAUCAUAAUAUGGCAAAAUUAUAUUUAGCUACACAAAAGUAUAGUAUGGCAAUGAAAAAUAUUCAACAAGCAGUUCAAAUAGGUCAAGAAAAAUUACCUUCAACUCAUCCUCAUCUUUUGGAAUAUAAAGAAACAUUUGAAAAAAUUCGAAAGAAAAUGUAA